AUGUGUUGUAAAUUGCCUAAAAAAGUGGAGUUCCGAAUUCAUUGUGCCGUUGCGUGUUACGCGAAAUGCUGUUUUCUGAUCGACUUAAUGUAUUAUGGUGUCACGGUAGAUACACGUAUGGAAUGUGUUUCCCAAAACGUUUCCACUAGUAAAAUAUAUUUACCUCAUAAUCGCGCCGGGUCCAUAUCAGUUAUUUCAUACUAUUGAUCACAACAAAUUUAAAUCAUGUCACAACACCUAUAAUCUAAAACAUUGAAUUUCGCAGAGUCGUAAACUCCGCGUGUAGCUCGAUACACGGGGUAUAAGUACAGGAUAUUAUUAUAGUCGUUAUAAUAAUGUUAUCGUUGGCGUUUACACUUUAUAAUUAUCAAAUACGUAGAUUUUAACGCGUGUGCUGUUUUUAAUAUUAUAUUGUUGUUGCCAGGUGGAAAUACAUGUGGUAAACAUCCGCGGACCGUCUGUCGUGUCAUUGACUGCUCAUUCGUUUGCGGUCGUUCGCCGUCCGUCUGGUACCGUGACCCGCGGGAGCCAACUCCGUGCCACCAGUCGUCUAGCAGCGCACGUAGACACCGACCGUCACAUGCUGACGAUGUGAUAAGCAUCCGACUUCGGCGGUGGCUGUGCUCGUGGCGGCUUGCGAACACCAGCAGUGGUACAGGUGGUGCUAGCGGCACUGGUACCUUAAGAGACGGGGGCGGUGGCUGGGACGGUAGUAGUGGUGUCUGCCGUGUUUGCGUCGCGGUGAUCGGCAACGACUCCGUCGGGCCGACGUCGGCGUCGUCGUUGCUGCAGACGCGGCUGCAGCCGCCGCCGCCGACGCCGCUCGUCGGCCAGCCGAACGGCACCGUCGGUCCAAUCACCGUCGACGGCGUCAGCAUCGGCAGUGGUGCCGACGGUGGUGACGGCGGCGCUUUCGACGACGGCUACUGGUGGUGGGCCCUGUUGGCGGUUUUCCUCGUGUUGGCCACCGCAGCCGGCAACAUACUCGUCUGCCUAGCCAUCACGUGGGAGCGACGCCUCCAAAAUGUUACCAAUUACUUUCUCAUGUCGCUCGCAGUCACCGAUCUCAUGGUCGCCGUGCUCGUCAUGCCCGUUGGUAUACUCACACUCGUCAAAGGUACGUGUUCCGCUUUCAACGUAUCGUCUAAAAAUAUCACCAUUUUUUCGUACCAUCAUAUCGAUGUCACGUCGUGUUUAAAAGAAUUUUAA
Cinara cedri is the source of this 1209-nucleotide messenger RNA. The record is from the annotation of a GenBank genome assembly. NCBI's taxonomy places the organism in Eukaryota, Metazoa, Arthropoda, Insecta, Hemiptera, Aphididae.